CCUGGAUGCUCAGGUAAAAGUUCGCUGCGGAGGUAAGGACCUCAUGGAGAACCCCUGCUAGGGCAGUGUGGAAGGGAAAUGUGGGCUGGAGCCCCCACACAGAGUCCCUCCUGGGGCACUGCCUAGCGGAGCUGUUAGAAGAGAGCCACCAUUCUCCAAACCCCAGAAUGGUAGCUCCGCUGACAGCUUGUGCCAUGCACCUGGAAAAGCCACAGACACUUAAUGCCAGCCUGUGAAAGCAGCCAGGAGGGAGGCUGUAUGCUGCAAAGCCACAGGGUCAGAGCACGCAAGACCAUGGGAACCCACCUUUUUCAUCCACAUGACCUGGAUGUGAGACCUGGAGUCAAAGGAGAUCAUUUUGGAGGCUCAUAGGUGGAAGGGAUUUGCCUUAUCUCAGAUGAGACUCUGGACUGUGGACUUUUGGAUUAAUGCUGAAAUGAUGUAAGAAGUGCCUUUCGCCUCCUGCCAUGAUUCUGAGGCCUCCCCAGCCAUGUGGAACUGGUUCCCAGUGCCGAUUCCGACACUGUGAAGAGGCCCUUGGCAGUGACACUGUGUGCUCAUUAUGGAGAGAGAGGAAAUGUUUAGAUCCACUUUGCAGAUUUAGACACAUGGAAAUGCAGCAAAACUGCAGCAUUUCAUGCUUCUGGGAAACUCAGCCUCUUGGUUGUGUGAAGAUCAGCUGUAUCUUUUAUCACAGCAAACCUCGAAAUAUCAAUGGAUUAUUUUUGCCACCAAGCAGCAAUAUCACACUACAGAAAGAAAUUCAGGAAGGAAUUCCACUCCAGACCCAGAGUCAGGAACCUCUGAAACUUCAGGAAAAUAUAUCACGACCCAUCCACCAUCCUUUAGUUUUAAAAACUAAUUUUGAGGAAGAAGAGGAAGUAGAUGAACAAAAUGAUGCUUCUAGUUUAUGGACAAAGACUCCUGAAGAAAUUGAAGAAAAAAGAGCAAUAAAGGAGAUGUGUUAUAAAUCUGGGGAAUACUACAGAUUUCAUACUCCUCCAGAUAUUUUAUCGUCAAAAAGCAUGACCCCUACAGCAGAAAAAGAGUUAGAAAAGCCUUUGGAAAAUGGCAGUGAAUUGCAAGAAGGAGAUAGUCUUACAGUUCCGACAAAACUUAGCCAAUAUGAAAGGCAAGGUGAAAUAAAAACAUCAUUGCAUGGGAAACCAAAGACUGACAUUGCUGCUUUUGAAAAUGGAGGAGGUGACUGUUAUGUUCCACAGAGGGUCAUAUUUCUUGGAGUCGAUGAAAGUGAAGCUUUAACUGAAGAGAAAGAAAUCACCGUAUCAAAAUGUUCAAAUACUAAAGAUAACAAGGACAGUCCUCAUCCAAAGCGUUCCCUAACUACCCGACUAGUACCUACAAUGCAUGUAUUAAAUGCUACUGAGAAUAUCAGUAUGAAGUGCAGAGAGGACCCCUCUUCAAUGAAUGAUGUCCAGCCAGUGAAGAAGCCUCAUUUUAAAGGUGUGAAAAAAAGGAAAUGGAUUUAUGAUGAACCAAAGAACUUUCCUAACUCUGGAAUGCGGAGAGUACAGGCCCCAAGACCCCAAAAUAAAAUGAGUUAUCACCGCAGUAAUAAAAAUCGAAAUGCUGAGAAUGCAUCCUAUAUCCACGUUCAAAGAGAUGCUGUCAGGACUGUCGCGUUGAAUGCACCUUCCCGCAGCAGGCCCAUGCAUGGGUCCUACAAUAAAGUCCAUGUUAACAAGGAACCCAAACCCAGCCUCAGUCCAGACAAAUAUAUGUCAACAUCAUAUAAUGAUUCAGCCUGGCGAAAACGAAUUCCUUUUUCAAAAACAUAUUCAAAAAGUGAAAAGAUAUAUCCAGAGCCAAGAAGAAAUGGGAGCAAGUAAACCUGGAGGUUGAGAGAGAGAAAAAUGAGAAAAAAGUGCCAGACAUCAUCUGAUUUACAAUCAAAAAUGAAAAUUCAAAUAAUGAGAUACUCAAGUACUCCAUGCUAUAUAAUGGAUAGCCAAAGAUGAUAAAAAUGCAAAUUCUGAAAAUAAGAUGCAGGAAGUACAUUGUGCUCUUUCAAAACUGAUAAAAAUGCAAAUUACCCACAUCUGCCGGGGUAUUUAUGUAGGUCUGGAAUUCAUUCCGUGCAUUACUACAAGCAUUUUAAUAAAAUUUAAAAGUUUGACAAUU
This is a messenger RNA of Pongo pygmaeus (Bornean orangutan), 2142 nucleotides long. It is a transcript of the gene ZC3H11D, whose product is annotated as zinc finger CCCH-type containing 11D. NCBI's taxonomy places the organism in Eukaryota, Metazoa, Chordata, Mammalia, Primates, Hominidae. The record is from RefSeq and is a predicted model, not a curated record. Gene Ontology annotation, biological process: poly(A)+ mRNA export from nucleus. Gene Ontology annotation, molecular function: metal ion binding. The transcript has 15 exons. The coding region runs from base 468 to 1850 and encodes 460 amino acids.